UUGACUAAAGAUUGCCUCAAACUCGGGAGUUUUGAAAUCACAGGCAUUCCACUGGCUCCAAGGUAAGUAAACUAUCAUUACGAGGUUAAUUAUUAAUGUAUGCAUCUAUAUAUAGUGGUAUUGAAGAAUCCGACUUACAGGGGAGCUGUGCCUGUGGAGGUGACAUUCGAGAUUGAUGCGGAUGGAAUCCUAACCGUCGCGGCCAAGGAGGAAACCACCGGGAAUUUUCAGUCCCUUACAAUUGACAACUACAAGAGGAAUUUGAAUUCGAGGGAGAUUGAGAGGAUGAUCAGAGAGGCGAGAGAGAUGGCCGAGCACGACAAGAAGGAGAAGGCGCGCAUUGAUGCGAGGAACCAAUUGGAACGCGCCAUUUACGAUUUGAAGAAAGCAGUACUGUCCGAGAAGCUUCCUAUGUACGAUGGUGGUGAUCAUAAGACCAUAGUGGAGGCUGCAUUGGAUGAAGCUUCAGACUGGUUUGAUGGCAACAAGAAUGCAUGCAUGCAAGAGUACAAGGACAGGACGCAGAAGCUGAAAGGCUUGUUGAAGAAGCUCUCACCACCAUAGUACGUAGUCUACAAAUCAAUAAGUUAUUAGAUGCAUGCAUGCACGCACGUACGAGUUUUCUUUGUUUUGCAUCUUCGGUUUGAGUCAUUGUUUUGGACGGGUCCUUCUGGUGAAUGAUGCUUUUGCAUUGCUUGUGAAAAUAAUGUCAAGUCAAAAUCAUGGAUACCGAACUUCUUUGCAAACUGUGUAGUGACUAGUCAUUCCUAAUUAGUUACAAUUAAUUAUUCUUAUAUUGAUUAGAACAAAUGGAUAGUUACAUCCUGGAAUUCAGUCAGACUUGGAAAUUAUAGAAGCGACACGUAGUCGGGUACAAAGACAGGGGCUUUCUAGCUACCAAAUGAGCUACCCGGCCUAUUGCUACUUCGUUCUACAAAUCGCACACUGAAGUUCAUAUUCCCUGUGAAAGUCUACACAAUCUCUUCUAGAAUAGUCCCCAUCCGAUUAUCUUGAACAUCAACCUGAUUGAUCUUAUCAAUGAUCACUUUGGCAUCGCAUUCAAAUCGCAUCUCCGACAAGCCAAGCCCCAAACACCACGAGACGGCCUCCCGGAGGACAAGCAACUCAACCAACAUCGGAUCAUCAAUCAAAGGAAACUGGACCCCCAUAACCCAAAGGACCUCCCUAGCGUGAUUGAGGAUAACCAUCCCACCUGCCGUAUGAGACCCAAUCCUUACCAGCCCAUCCCACAUACACACGUGCACAUUUUUCCCAUCCAGACUCAAUGGGGGAGGGAUUGGGCUAGACACACGGAGGAUUCGGUCGACAGGCAGAUGAGUCCAUUACUCAACCUGCUAGUGAUACUGCGGCAUUAAAACAGGGAUCCAGAACUGCCUACCUUCAAAGACAACCCAAUUCCGAGAUCUUCAUAUAUCCUCCAAAGGACAGCAAUCACCGCCAUGAAUUGAGGAGGCUGAUGUAAAAUAGACAACAACUUCUUCAGAAAGAGUGGGAACAUAUGACGAGGUAAACCUUGGCCAGAUGCUCCAGCCCAAAAUGAUCCCAAAUGGCCCAUGACUUAUCAUCUCCUUGAACUCUCACAAUGAUAAAGUUUACUAUACAUAUACGAUGCAUGUUAAUGUUGUGAAUCACAAAUCCUAAAUUUCUUAGGAUAAAAGACUUUCAUAAUGUCUAAUAGAUCAAUUGCUUUUAAAAACUAUUAAGUUCCACUAUGAAGCGUGGACAAAUAGCAACCGACUCAUUUAGUCUUAUCGCAGCAGACUAGUUAGUUUUAUGUGUAAACAAAAGGAUUGUAUCUAAUUCUUCGACAAUCCCGUUGAUAUUUAUAUCGCAGCUAAACUUAGGUACGUAUUCAACUGCUCAUGAAUCUCAAUAUUAACCGUUGUCUUAAGUAUUUGGUAUGGCAGUUUUGUGCAAACUUCAAGCCCAUCAGUUGGCUUUCGUUUAAGAGAGCAUAUAAAAAAGUGGUUUAGUAGCAUACAUGGACCCUUCCCAACAACUCGUGUUAUUGGGGUCAAUUGGUUAUUAACAUUUGUUAAUGCACUAAACAUGUUGAGAUGAGUGUUAUUUUGUUCGUGAGUGUAUUCAGUUAGGUGACAUUACUUAUCUGAAAGCAAGUUCACAUCUUUAACUUGCAAUACAUGUUUUGUAAAGGUCUCGGUGGUGUCAAACGGUUUUGUUUUCUUGUUUUCAACUUGUCAUCUCGUGACCUUCGCACUCUAGCUUGCAGGGGAGUAUUGGAUCAGUCCAUUGAAGGUUCGUUACAGGCCAUUUCGGGGCGACGGCCUAGAGCCUCCCAUGCGGGUGUUGUAUUCAAUUGUCCUUAAUUAUUCUAUUAGCUAGAUGACAAAGGGUUUAUUAGUGUGCAAGACCAUCGUCUAGAACAUCAAUAAGAAUAAGAAAAGCUAACAGAAAGU
Messenger RNA from Linum trigynum, 2438 nucleotides. The record is from the annotation of a GenBank genome assembly. Lineage: Eukaryota; Viridiplantae; Streptophyta; Magnoliopsida; Malpighiales; Linaceae.